AUGACCUGGGAUAUAUACAACUUCUUCCGCUAUCUCUGGGCGAUUCCUUGGCUAUUUAUUCCGCUUCGACCUUAUGACUCCGGAAAUCUUAGUGAACUCUCGCCAACGCCUCAAAACCUCUGGUGUCUCGCCGUCCACGGCAUUCUGUUCGUCCUGCAGUUUUCGUUCAUCUGGAUUUUCGUCAACGGUGUCGGUGUCGGGGAACACUGGCUCCGGAGUAAUCUCAACCGUCUUGCCCUCACCUUCAAGCGGCCUAUAUUAGGGAUCCACAACCGGACCCUUUCUAAAGUUGUGCUCAUUCUGCAUUCCCAAGGAGGGAUAGAGGGUGGUCUGGUGGUGGACUGGAUUUUGCAGGAGCUGCCACAAGACCUUCUCUCCAAGCUCGAGGUAUAUACUUUUGGCAAUGCCGCUAAUCACUUCAACAAUCCCCACCGACACAUGGUGUCCCAGCAGCUGGCGAAGCAAGAUCCGACAAUUGCAGUGGAAACCAUGACGACGACUAUCACGCAGUCCUCGUCGCCUGCCGGCUCUCCAUCAUUGGAGAACUUUCCCGAAGGAUUGCCAAGCCAGAAUAAGAGAAACUCGAUGACAUCGAUCCAGACCAAGUCGGCAGCUCACGACCGCGCCAUCGCCCAUGUCGAGCACUACGCCCAUACAACGGAUUUCGUAGCGCUAUGGGGCGUCCUACAUUUCGCGACAUCUUCGCUGGCCGCGAAAACAGUUCCCAGAUUUAUUGGAAGAUUGUUCAUUCGCCCAUCAAAACGCGGCGGCCACCAAUUUUGCCAGCACUACCUUGACGGCAUGUUUCCGCUCGAAAGGGAUGCGAAGUCGGGGAAAUUCUUGGGGGCGGCUGAGAGCAACGAGUUCAUGGACAGCAUCGUGCAAGUCGGAAUGGAAGGAGACGUUUCGAGGAAUUCAAGGGAGGCGUUCGCGAUGAGCUGGCUCGGCAACGACGGAUUCGGUAGCGGUGAUAUUCUGGAUGGAGUCGACGUCCACGGCAACGGAGAGGCAAUCGACCAUAAAAGGGAGAUCAAAGUCAAGGACCUUAGUCGGUUGUGGCUUUACAGAAACGGCCGCAGUCCGGACGAUUUACCGCCCAUCUUCCUCGCCGAACCGCCAUUGAAAAAUACCGAUGAUGAGGACUAA
Messenger RNA from Parascedosporium putredinis, 1146 nucleotides. Lineage: Eukaryota; Fungi; Ascomycota; Sordariomycetes; Microascales; Microascaceae. The record is from the annotation of a GenBank genome assembly.